GCUGGUCUUGCUGGGUGGUGGGCGUGGUCUCCUCGCAGGCAGGGGGCGGGGCUUGGGCUAAGCAUUGACAGUUCGCAGAGAGGCCUGAGAGAGAGCUGGACAUACAAUGACUGAGGGACAAGUACAAUAGGAGACCCAGAGAGAGGGGUGAGACCUGAGGGAGACUGCUGGGGGGGAUGGGGGACAGCAGGGCCAAUACCUACCAUUAUUCAUUACACAAUAUGGGUGUCUAUAGAAACAUCAUACAGAUAUACAGAGGGGGGUCAUUUAUUAUUUUUAGUGUUUUGGGGGUUUGGGUACAGAAUGUGUCAGGGACACAGCCAUUAAUAUGGGAUUUCCAGCUGUGUGUGUGUAUAUAUAUCUCAUAUCAUACCAGUCCUGCUUGGUCUAUGGUCCUCUGGCUGGGGGUACCAAAGGGUUGUCAUCAGUCCUCUGUAGGAUUUGUUUACUAAAACUCUGAACUGGAAAUUGACAUUUAUAAUGGCAGAAUUGGAGCUAAGACAGCCAAGCUGGGGCUAUAGCAGAGCUUUCAGAAUCAGCAACUGGCCCUUUAUUUCAAUUUGUAACCAUUCAGAAGGAGUAAACAAGUCCCCAGUGUGUAGUAAUGACACUUUAUUGUAACAUGCAUUGUGUACUGCCUGUGUCAUGUGUUUUCUUUCAAUUUGUCUCUGUCAUGCACAGCACAGGAGUAUCAAUUGUGUUACUGUGUUACAGGGGGUGAUAUGACAUAGGAAACUCCUUUCACGCCAGUAAGUCUUAUUGUAUGUUGUAUUUUAGCAAAUAGCGGUCCUUCAAUAAAGAAUGAUUUCUAAACUUUACAAAGCAGUUUGGAUAAGGACAGUGUAUAAGCAGGGAUAGGAUUUCUCAUAGGAGCUCCUCUCUUGACAACAAAUGUGCUUAGUUUUCCUGUUUUAGAUAUGUUUUAGUUUUGCUGUGGAGUAUGUAACGCCCUCUGGGUAAUGUUUAAUAAGUUGGGAUCUCCUGUAGCCUUUUUGGAACUGAAUAAAACUGAAGAGAAUUUAAGGGAACUUGAAUUAGGAAGUGAACGUCAUAUAGAGAUGCAGUACACGGAUUCAUUCAUAUAAUAUGCCUGCCAGUGGUUUUGAAAACAUUUAAUUAUAGCAGGCUGAUCCAAUGAAUAAUCUAAUAACAUGGUAGAAUUAAAUUAAAAUGUGUAGUUGAAACUGUCUAAGGUACAAAAGUAUUUUUCAUGAUGACUAAUGGUGAUGCACAUUUUAAAAUUUGCAUACAAUAUGUAUUUGGGAUGUACUUUAUACGUUGCAUGACAGAAACAGGAUCUAUGUGACUCUUAUUUGCCCGCAGAUGCCGUUUUCCCUGCUCGCACACCAUAGUGGAGUAUUGCACUUGGUGAACCACAGGACAGAUUUAGAGUCAGCAUGAGCGGGCAACGUGUUGAUGUCAAGGUGGUGAUGUUGGGAAAGGAUGCCGUGGGAAAGACAAGUCUGGUUGAGAGAUAUGUGCAUCAUCGAUUUCUCCAUGGACCCUAUAGGAAUGUAAGAACACGAUUAUUAUUUUGGCUUUCUGUUUACUGCUUAUGACAAUAAUUAUCCAAACAAAUGUUGUAACAUACCUUCUCUCCUAUUGAUGAAUCUAUCCAAAAUAUAAAUGAGAAGGUUGAUAAUUAUUUUAUCAAAAACCUUGAUAAAUCCCCUGCAGCUGACCGGUUCUGUUGAUCUUUUUAUUGCUUUGCAAAAAUGCAAAUAAUGUGUUGGGUUUUUGCACUUUACAGAAUUAGAGGAGGUGCAGGUGAGCCCUCAGUAGCAAAUUAUGUAUACAAUUGUUUAUACCAGAAGCUGCCAGACCCAAGUAGGCCAAAUGAGGAGUUCAAGGGAUCUCCUCGGCCGGCUCAGAGUGCCACAGUGCCAGGAGCAAUGGGUGCAGCCACCACUCCCUCCCUCGCAAUCCAGCAUUUCUCAGUAAUUCAGAUUGUGGCCACAAGUUACCAUGGCAAUGGUAUGAAGUACUGGUGAAAUGCCAAAUCAGUGAGAGACUGAAGGGAUGUCUGCUACUGUAGAAUGUGCAGGCUGCAAGUUCCUCCACUGGACCACCAGGGAUUAGUGAGGAUUCAUGCCCUCCUCCCAGGCCAAAGGUAAGCAAGAGGGAGGAGAAAAAAAAAACAGUUUAUACAUGUUUAUUUCAGUAGACUUCCCCUGACAACAUCACUGGAAAAUACCCCCAUACGCAAUAUAUACACUACACCUCAAAUGGCCCACACAAACGAAACACAACAGACAGCCCCCACAAGACCCACAAAUAAUACAAACAACCCGCAUGCACACAUUUAACAUCAAAGAUAACCCACAAAUAUAAACUAUACCACAAAUAGCACACAUGCAGAACACCAGAGAUAAUCCUGCACCAAUAGUAUAAGCAACCCACAUACACAAACUGGUGUUAUGGACAGAGGGAAAGGAUCUAAUGAAAACAGCUUACACAAUACCACAGGCCUGCAACCCCUAAAAUACACACACCUAAAACUACAGACACCGCACCAGCAAAAGCAACACCACAGACAAUCCCCACCAUACACAGUACUACAAGCAAUUCACAUACACACUAAUCACACAAACCACAAACAGUACACACUACACACACACACACACACACAUAUUAGUGCCCCACACCGAAUACCAAAAAUCGUCCAGAUACAAAAAUACCACAAACAAGACACACAAAUACAUAACAACACAACAGGCAGCCCACACAUGCAAUAAAAAGAUAUAAAGAUAACAUAUUGUGUAUGUGUGUGUGUGUUAUCUUUAUAUUUUUUAUUGUAUGUGUGGGCUGCCUGUUGUGUUUUAUAUGUGUGUGUGUGUAUAUACAUGUUACUAUAUGUGUGUGUGUAAAACUGAAGACUAUGUCUUUCAUAAAAAAAGGCAAAGAAAACAUGUUACUAUAUGUGUGUGUGUAUAUAAGAAAACAUGUUACUAUAUAUGUGUGUGUGUAUAUAUAUAUAUAUAUAUAUAUAUAUAUAUAUAUAUAUAUAUAUAUAUAUACACACACAUAUAGUAACAUGUUUUAUUUGCCUUUUUUAUGAAAGACAGUCUUCAGUUUUACUUUUAGAAAGUGAAUGGUGCAUUGCAUAUUCAACUAUUCUGAUUGACAAAGAAGUAUUUUUGAUAAAAUAUAUGAUUAUGUAAUCUAUGUGCAAAUGUAAAAGGUCUUUGAUCUUUAGGGAUUGGUUUUCAUGUGAAAACUCUCCUACUUGUGAACUUACUCCCUAUACAUGUUGGUAAAAAAAAAAAAAAAAAAAAAGUAUUUAUUUUGUGUCCAACUCCCCAAAAUAUUCUUUUGAAUUAGUAAACCCAAAUUGUAAGUUAGGUAGAUACAAAUCUAAUGAUUUGCAUGAAAAAAAGUUAAUAUAUACCAAGCUGUGUAUGUAGAUUAUCUAUUUUUUUUAAUAUAUAUAAAUUUAAUUCUGAUCAAGUUGUAUGUAUGUAUUUUAUAAUCUGUACUAGACUGAUCCCAAUGCUAUUGACUAUCGCGGUUAGUGAGUGGCUAAUAUUAAUAUAUAUUAAAAUGAUUUGUGCAUUCCUAGGUCCUUGAAGUAUAAGCAGUUUAUGAAACCACUCAUUAUAGAGGCACAUUUUUACAUAUAUGUCUCUGUUCUUCCUCUAAUUGUGCAACUCAUAUUACCGUCCAAACUGUCUGCUCUGCCAUUGAGGGAAUCUCUGAAUCAUCCACAAAUUACAGUGUUUCUAUUUACAUUGUAUGGCUGUAAGGAUGAAGGCUGAAGCCUAAUAGAUAAUAAUACUGCUCACUGCCAUUGCUUGGUUAGAGGAAAUAGAUUUAUAUUUUCUUGUCUGCAAAACUAAGACUGAUAUUAUAUAUAAUUUAUUUGUAUUUUUUUUAAUACAAAAGAUGAUCACGUGAAAUAUAGCUCUGCAUUCUGAAAUACCGUAAUUCUGUUGCAGAGGAAGUUCUAUUCUUGCCUCAUUGUUGGUUACAGAAUCACUUUGCUGUAUUAAGGCCAAAGGGAAUGUGUGUUUUUGUUUUCAGUGCAAACAUUUCAAGUAACAAGUAUGGGAUUAAAUUAAUUGGGGAAUUCACUGUUUAAAUAAAACUGACAUAUAAGUUUUCACACGGUCUUCUGAAAACCAUCUAUACAAGGAUAUCAUUCUUUUCUUUGGUUCCACUUUCACAGCUAGAGUGCAAAUCUACACUGGAUAUAUAAGGAUCAGAAUUGUGAAUCAAUGUACCACAUUCCCAGCUACCCACUCAUUCAGACUUUUAUAACGUAUUCCGCCAUUUUCUUGGAGUCUGUUACGUCCUGGCAGCUUCAGGGGCGAUAGGAAGGGAGCGCAGACCAAGUGAUUUAAUAAUUGUGCAGAAUUUACCAUGCACUGUGCACCUCUGUUGAUGCAAACUAUCUACUAAAAAAAAUGAAAUAAAAGUAAUCCCAUUUAUGGCAAAUAAAAAAAAAGUUCAUAGAAAAGGCAGUACUGCAUUGUUGAGAUCACUUUGAUUUCCUCCAUAUAACCAGACCCCAAAUCCCUAAUUGUAAGAAUAGCACUGCACAGGAAUUCUGUAUAGCGCAGUGUAUUCUGAUAAUCUAGGUCUAGGGUUUCUAAUAUUUAUAUGCAUGCAUGUGCCUACCCAUAAUUCCUAGAGGCAAUGAAAGCAUGGUAAUCGGAAAAAAACAUCUGAGGGUUUGCUGAAUUGAAAUAAGUAGAUGUUCUCAACUAACGGACAAUUCUAAUAGCAAAUUAUAGACUGUUUCUGAAAAUAUUUAUUAAGGCAUAUUUUGAAGGUUAAAGGUCAACUUCAGUGUAACAAAUGUUUUCCACUGAAAAUUAAAGCUGCAGAGCUCCUUAGAGGAAAAAUUUAUGAGAAGUGAAUUACUAGCAAGAAUCAUUAAUUUAACUUUCUUCUGGCGCUCAUGUCCAAGGGACUUUACAAAGUUAAAGAGACACUAUAGUCACGAAAAACACCUUCAGCUUAAUGAAGCGAUUUUGGUGUAUAGAUCACGUUCACACAGUCUAACUGCUCAAUCCUCUGCCAUUUAAUUAGCCAACUCAAUGCUAUGUAUAUGGUAAAGCAGAAAUACCCACUUGUCAUACAGAUGUUAUUAUUUGUCAUAGCAGUGUGGACUAGUGAAAAUUUCCAGCAGUGAAAUGUGUUCGUGUGUAUAGGCCAUUUCAGGUGUUUGUUCCAAAGGUUGGGGCCUUAGAGAGCACACAAAGACAGACUGUGGUGGUAGGACUAGUAUACCUGUAAUGAUAGCUUUGAGCAAAGUGUUUUGCUUGCAGCUGUAGUGGUUUUGAUCACUAUAUCUCCUUGUUUUGCACAUGACCAACCACGUGAUCCGUCUCUGUAGAUAGUACAUUAACCAAAAAAACAUUUAUCCUGAUUUAUUCUUUUGGGUGUAUUUAAAUUUUUUGCAAAUAUAAAAGUUGUAUGAUUAUGUUAUAUUUACACAUCUAUACUAUUUAUUCCUUUCUUUUUUUCCGAUUUCAGACUGUAGGAGUAGCAUUUAUUGCCAAAGCUAUGUGUGUGGAUGGACGGAACCUUACACUGGGAAUCUGGGUAAGUGGGAGGUUGUAGAGUAGAAGAGAGUUGUGAAAUGCAGACGAAGUAAACGUUUUAAAAUGGAAAGAUAUUUUCACAUUCAUUCUGUGUGUUUGUGUGAUCUUCAAUAAUUUUUGGAUCUCUCUUUCAGGACACUGCUGGCUCUGAACGUUAUGAAGCCAUGAGCCGCAUGUAUUACAGGGGAGCCAGAGCUGCUAUAGUGUGUUAUGGUAAGGUGACAAUCAACAAAUGUAUUUAGGAAAAAUAACUGGGUGCUCAUCUGUUUACCAAGACCACCAUGAAUAUAUCUUUGGAAAAUUUGAAAUGAAUUCCUCAUGCACUUAGUAGCAUAGUAUCCUUUAAUUCAGGAUAAUUCUGUAAAAUUGGGAUUUCAAAAUUCAGUCUAAAUUAUAUAAAGUUCACAGAUAGCAGCUUCUAAAUGAAUGGAUAUACAAUUUAUUAUGAAGACAAUUUAAUACCACCAACACCAUUCUGGUAACACUGUCUCAAGCGGGGCAAUCCUACUCAUGACGCCAAUACUCUGGCUUCAUUGGUAAUGCAUUGGCAUCAGAAUUGGAUGGCAUCUGUUACUCUGUUCUUAUACUACAGAAGAAAAAAUAGGGAUAUUGUCUACCACUGUCAAUCUGAGGUAAAGUGAGAUGAUUCACCACCCUAAUUAGGGGUUUGAGCCCUAUAAACAUAUGAGAAUAAAUUUAAUGUGGUGAAACACCGUCAUUAAAGUGUAAUAAAAAGACAUAUAUCCGACCAAUGGAUAUAUAUCUAAUGGCAGAAAUGAUAACAAUAGAGGAUAUAAAUAGGAAAUACGAGGAGAACAACUAAAUACAAAUGUUUAGUUCUACAACACAAAAUAUCUCCCUAUAAGUGGAGUACAGUAAGGAGGAUAUAAAUAACCUAGAAUGCGACAGGUAUAAUGUUAGUAGAUAAAUGGCAGCUAGGAUAGGUACUGUUGUAAACAUAACAUAUGGCAAUAUGUCUAAUUUUUCACCCAAUAUCCUAAUGCCUUACAGUCACCUGGUAUGAUGCAGUCACAUAGAAGUUAUAUCAUUUAUCAAGUGGACUACGAACCCACUGUAAACAGCAAUAGUAGAUGAGUAAGUCUAUUGUUAAAGCCCACGAUCUAUGAGCUGUUAGUCAGUAAAUGGGAUCCCAGGAAGGGUGUGUGUGUCGGCUGGUCCCUACGAUAGUUAAUGCGAUUUCUAGUCCCUGCACAAUUUAGCAGCUGGCACACGUUCCCUCCAUGUGAGUAACCCAUACUGGAUACAUAUGUAACAAGAUUGUAAAACAAAAAUAUCACAAAGAAAGGUAUAACAAAAUAAUGCAACAAUUCCUAAACUGAAUGUCAAUUGGGGAUACAAAGUGAAUAAAAUGGUAAGUCUAACUAGAGUCCUGAGCGGAGGAGUGCAGUAAUGCUGAAGAAAAUAAAAAGUCUUAAGUUAUCAAGCCGCACGCUUAAUGGACAACACUGUCCGCACUCUAUGCGCGUUUCACCCGGCAGCCGUCCCUGGGAUCACCGGGUUUGUUCUAAUAAAAUUUAUAUUUUAUUUCACUUUAAUGACAAUGUUUCACCACUUUCAAUUUAUGCUGUUCUUAUAUUACCUCAACAAGCGCUACCCUGAAAAAUAACAACAGCAACUACCUCACAUGUGCUAGUGAUGCAGUGAUGGAGGGCAGAAGAUUAAGCUGGUCUACUGCUCCCCUCUGUCAUUCCAAUGUUGUUAUAGAUCUUUCUACUGAGAAUUCAUUGCCAGCUGACGGGAGAAUCAGAAGUCUAUGUAGCUUUUUAAUAGAACCUGUAUUUCUUAACAUGUUGUAUUGCCCCUCCCCCGUGCCAAAUAGUAAUGAAAUAACACUUUUGACCUACCUGAGGCUCCCACAGCACUGCUUACCUCUCUACCUCCUGCAACAUCAUGGGGGAGGAAUGGUCUCCUCCACAAAGGUCCAGUUAUCUGUUCCUCAAGAACAUUUGGGAUCUGAUGCGCAUGCACAGCAAGUGCCGAACGCAUUCAAGUGACCACUGUCCCCAGAGUCCUGGUUGAGAUGAUGUGGGCUAAGUGAUUUUUGCAUUCCUUUAAGACAAUUACACGUAAUAUAACUUUGCUAGCACUGUAUAUACAUUAAAUCUUGUAGUCUUUCAUUUUAAGUUGUGUGUGCCAUGACAGGUACCCUAUAAGGUGCCCAGCAUAAUUUCGAAAUAUCAUUGCUUGUUAGGCAAAACAAAUAAUUAGAUAAAUAAUCAGAUCAGUUGUUUUUAUGAACAUGUUACUUACUUGCUGCAGAGGGAUUUAGAUAGACUGGGGGACUGGGCACUCAAAUGGCAGAUGAAAUUUAAUGUUAAAAAAUGCAAAGUUUUGCACUUGGGCGUAAAGAAUACACAUGCAACGUAUACCCUUAAUGUAAGCGAAUUAGGGAUAACAACACACGAAAAGGACUUGGGAAUUGUUAUAGACAACAAACUAUGCAACAAUGUGCAAUGUCAAUCAGCAGUGGCCAAGGCCAGUAAGGUAUUGUCAUGCAUGAAAAGGGCAUUCAUUCUCGGGACAAGAAUAUCAUUUUGCUUCUUUAUAAAUCACUGGUAAGACCCCAUAUUGAAUAUGCUGUGCAAUUUUGGGCACCUGUUCUAAAGAAGGAUAUUAUGGCACUAGAAAAAGUGCAGAGGCGGGCUACAAAAUUAAUAAAAGGAAUGGAACAUAUCGGCUAUGAAGAAAGGUUAACAAAUUUAAACCUAUUUAGUUUAGAAAAACGUCGCCUGAGAGGGGAUAUGAUAACAUUAUACAAAUAUAUUCGGGGCCAAUACAAACCAUUGUGUGGAAAUCUAUUCACAAACUGGACUUUACAUAGGACACGAGGCCAUGCGUUUAGACUGGAAGAAAGAAGAUUUCGUCUAAGGCAAAGGAAAGGUUUUUUUACUGUAAGAACAAUCAGGAUGUGGAAUUCUCUGCCUGAAGAAGUGGUUUUAUCAGAGUCCAUACAGAUGUUCAAACGGCUACUAGAUGCAUACUUGCAAGAACAGAAUAUUCAAGGAUAUAAUCUUUCAAUGUAGGGUAAUAACUGCUUGAUCCAAGGAUAAAUCUGACUGUCAUUCUGGGGUCAAGAAGGAAUUUUUUUCCUAGCUUGUUGCAAAAUUGUGCUUCAAACUGUUUUGUUUUUUUUUGCCUUCUUUUGGAUCAACAGCAAAAAACAAAUGUGAGGUAGGCUGAACUUGAUGGACGCAAGUCUCUUUUCAGCUAUGUAACUAUGUAACUAUGUUGACUUGCUUAAAGUUACUUUAGAACUUUGCUUUUUCUUGUGCUAUAGAUAUCACAGACAGCUGCAGUUUUGAGCGAGUGAAGUUCUGGGUGAAAGAACUACGAAACUGUGAGGAAGUAAGUAUAUAUUUAUUACUUUAUUAAAGCUUAAAGAUUUGCGUUGAACAUUGUAAUAACUGCACUUUCUGUCUUCGUAGCAAUGCCAAAUCUACAUAUGCGGGACUAAAAGUGAUAUAGUGGAAAAUGACAAAAGCCUGCGCCAGGUUGACUUCCAUGAUGUGCAGGAUUACGCAGAUGGUAUGGUUUAUUAUAAAUAUUGGGUUUUAACAAAAAAAUAAAAAGCAACAUUUUGCACUUUCUCCAGCUCUAGAUUUAAGGAAACAAAAGAUUGAGAAAUAGCAUAUAAUUAAACAAGGUAUUUCUGAUUUUUCUAUUUAUUAUUGAAUUUACAGAAUGAUAUGACCCAUUCUUAACUAAUACAGGCUAUAACAUUAAAAAUGUUGUAGAACCACAACCACUGCAUUUAUUUGUGUUUAAAUAACAUGGCAGUACUGUGUUGUGCAAAUGUAUGCAUGGUGUAAAAUGAACAUAUCAUACAGUUUACAGUGUUAUUUUGGAUUAUAUUGUCCAGUCUUGGGAGAAUACUGUCUAUUUAAUCUGAGUGAAAAGAAGCCAUUUUCAAAUGUGCUGCCACCUCCGGCUCUAGUCUUGUUUUAACAUUGAAUACAAAAACCUCACCCAUGCACAGUGGUUUCAUAUAUCAUUUCAUUUGAAUUUGUUUGUUUUGGACAGCUGAGCACAUCUUUGAACACUGUAAAUACCGCGACAUGUUUGAAAUGUACACUAAUAACGUUUAUGCUUACUCUUAUUAUUUUUCAUUGUUUGUCCUUUUCCACUUUAUUGGUCCUUGUUCCACAUUGUGCUGAGAUAAAAGCCUACUUCUGUGAUAACUCUAUGAAAGAUUUAUUGAGAGAGAGAGAGAGCGAGAAACAGACACUUUUAUUAAAAAGUAAGGUGUGGUGAGGUUAUUGGGUUACAGAGAUUUCAUCAGGAGGUGGAAGUAGGUCAGGCCUGAUAUGCAUACAUGCAUUUUAAUAUAUGGUAUCUGGACAGUAUACAAUGCCAAGGUUAAAGGGACACCGUAGGCACUGUAUCUGCUUCAUCUCAUUAAACUGGUUAUAGUGUCUGGAGUCCCCUGGUACCAUAAUUUCUUUCAGCAUUAAACAGUUUUUAAUGUUUUUAUGUUUUAAUGCUAAACAAGAGUCCCCGGCAGUCCAUCCCAUCUGUGCAGCUGUGGCUAAUAAGGAAGUAUUAGCCUGAGCAGCAAUGGACAGCUGUGAUUGGCUGAGAGUGUCAGGUGACUGCUUUCAGCCUGUCAGAGCUCCAACUGACGGUAUGAAUGGGUAUGACAACAAGGAAGUGUGUAAUCUCGGCCUUAGCUACACAUACAGAAGGGGCUGGACUGUAGGUGGCCAGGGACUCCUAUGUUGUGGCAUACUGCACGAACAUGGUGCAACACUGAGUGGAGGGACAGUACCAGGGCACUCCAGGCACUAUAACUAAUUCAGAGAGAUGAAAUGGUUAUAGUGACUACAGUAUCACUUUAAGCAUUCCUUGCUAAGCAUCUUUAUUUUAAAAUUGAAAACCCUAAACUUUAUAAACAUUGCUUUGUGCAUUUAAAACAAUUCCUGAACUACAGCUGAAUUUGAUUGACAGCAAAUUAGAAACAUCACAGGAACAGUGCUUGACCUAAGUACUGAGAGGAUCUGCAGCACUGAAGUGGCCAAACCAUGAGUUAUAUUUAUCAUUUAGAGUAGACGAUCCCAAAGUCGGCUUAUAAACACUUACAGGUGGCCUCUCUUUACAAGCCAAGAGUCCAUACUAGACCACAACCAUCAGCUCUGUCCACCCUGUGGCUGGUGGGAGUGAUGCCAGCACUAUUUCUAUGCCUAUAAUCAGGGCCGUCUUUAAUAUCGCUAGGACCCUGGGCAAAGCAUUUUCUUCGGUCCCCUGGGCACUCCCUCCCCCCCUUCCCACUCCCUGGCGUGCAAUCACACCUUUCACAUACAUACUGACACACCCACACAUAUAUACAGACAGGCAUACUGACACACCCAGACACAAACACACUGACAGGUAUACUGACACACACACACACACUGACAGACAUACUGACACACACAUACCCGGACAGGCAUACUGACACACAGACACACACACACACACACACACACACACACACAAACAAAGGCAAACACUGACAGACAUACUGACAUACCCAUUGACAGGCAUACUGACACAAGACACAUACAGUGACCCACACAUAUAAUGACAGACAUAUUGAGACACACAGACAUACACACAGGUAUACUGACAGACACACAGACAUAUUGACACAGUCACACUUUUAAAUCUACUCCCCUUUUCUUACCUUGAAAGAUUGCUUCCCUGGUGUCCAGAGUGGUUGCUGAGGCUGUUGGGGUUUGCCAACUGGCAAUCAGGACCAGCCCCCCUCCUCUCUGCUUCCCUGGUGUGGUCUCUCCUGCGCGGCUCUCUAUAUAUUUAAAAAUAAGAGUGAGGUAUUAAAUUCUGAAAUGAGGACCUUCUCCUGUGACCCAAAAGACCCAAGCUGGUGCCUAUUUUAGACUACCGAUCCAAGUCAUCUGACUAUUGCUUUCUUGCUAACUAGAACCAGAAAGUGAUCCACUUGCAGUUCCCUCAGGUGAAGGUGAACAAACACCAGGGAGUCCACUGAGCUAUUGGUUCUCAAAGUGGAAAUUCACAUGCUUCGGCCAUGCUAAAGCUGUUGAAAACAGCACAGCAGACCACUCAUGCCACAUUGCAAGUCCAAGAGGAUGCACUUGAGGAAAAGCUGUAGACGUCCUGUCAAAAAAUAUGUAUCACAGGUAGCACAAAUGUGUAUGAAGAUUAUAUCGAAUUGUUAUAUUUUACAAAGUAAUGUUCACGCUUUACCCUUAUGAGCUGAGAAGGAGGAAAUAACUUGAAAAAACAGUUAUCACCACCUGAUCUUAUUUUGAUCUGAAUUUUAGAUAGCAUAGUUGCUGUAAAAUUCACAGUUCGAAGAUUCCAAACAAACGUCUUUGUGUUUAAGUGGAAAAUGUAUUGUAAAAUAUAACAUUGAAUGUCAAAUGAUCAUCUUUGUGUAAAAAAAAAAAAAAGUUGCCCGUGUGACAAACUAGUUGGGCAAAAUGGUUUUUAUAAUUUAAAGAAUUAUAAACCACAGAUUAGCAAUUGCUAUAGAGCAGGCAUCCAAAAUAUAUAUUUUAACAGCAAUUAUGUAGCCAAUCAUAUUCAAAAAAUGGGUAAUCAUUUGAAAUUGAAAUGGUUGUUUAGUGCUCUGUAUCAGCUUUAGUAAAGGAUCUUUUCUUCAAUUUUUAUUUGCUUAUAUUUUGAGAUGUACUACAAAAAAACAACAACCACACUCAUCAUCAUCAUCAUCAUCAUUAUUAAUAUGUGGUAUGCUUUAAUUAAUAUGCUUGGAAACUAUUUAAACUAGAUCACUGCUCCCAGUUGUCAUAUUUUAGUGUCCAACUUCCUAUGCUAUGAAAAUCCAAUCUUCUGUAAAUUCAACCUAUGGGGAGAUUUUUCUAGGUAUUUGUUAUUGGCUCCAUAAUUUAACUUCUUGCCUUAAGUACACUGUCUUUUUGUUCGGUGCAAAGCAUUUUCAACCAUUUCCUGCCUGACCUUCCUUCCUGUCCUCCAUACUGAAGGUUAGCUAAAAUGUUACGCUGACGCAUUUUAUAGUUUGAUGCCCCUCUGGCUCAUGAUAACUCAGCAUUUGGUUUAGUACUAAGUAUUAGUGAUAAUUGUAGGCAAUACAUUGUUCCCACAAGGCUCAGUGAUGCAUUAGCAACACAAAAGAUUGGUAGCCUUCACUUAAAAUGAUGUUUUCGCAUUCCAUUUACUGAAUAGAAACACGUCAUCUGUAUUGUUAAAGUUUCCAGGAAUACAGUAUACCUUUUUCUGUGGUCAGGAGUCAUAUCUGAAUCACCUUUACAUUAUCUCAAUGUAAUCCAGUGAGUUUUUACGUGCUAGUUAUAAUGUUCUUUAUUUCUCUAAGUAGCUAGAAUAGUGUUUGUUUUAUUUCGCUACUGCAGAAAAAGUAUAUCAAAUUUGCACAUGCCUAGAUUGUUGGGUUAUAGUGGAAUAGUAUGUAUUAUUUCUAUAGAAUGCGUAAAAUAAAAGCUUGGUUGUUUAGUAUGCUUCUUGGUCACAUGAUAAGCAUGCUGUGACGGUUAAGGAAAUGGUAAAAUAAGCCUUGUGCUGUUACCCAAAGUAAUUAAUACCACUAUUAAAAGAAUGCUAUAGCGAAAACUAAAAAAACAGAUUUUUCUUUUGUUGAUCUGGCUUGACGGUCGCGUAUGCAACACAGGAUGAGUUAGGACUAUAUAAUUCCUGGGUGCCUCAAUUGUUUUGUUUAAGGGCUGUUUAGGAGGAUUUUGGAGGGGAAACCCAGUAAGCUACCUUUUUGUUACUGAUCAUGCCCUGUAUCUUGUGUACACAUUCCUUGGCUUGUGUAUGUGUACAAGCAUGUCAUUUAGGUCAAAUGUAAAUAAGUUUUGUACAGGUGAUACCUGUCAAGGUGCAAAACGUGCAAAAGUGGGGGAGAAAACAGAAUGGUGUUUUAACAUGUCACUGAUAUUAGAUGUGCUUGAUAAACUUGCUUCUAUUUUAAUCCCAGUUACUUUGCUGCCAACUUCUACUUUCUGAUGUCACAGGUCAUGCGAGAACCAGAACAUUGCACUAAUGUUCUAUGCAGAGACAAAUAUCUGACCUGCAUAACUAACUAUUUGACAGGCACACAAAUCGUAGACAUUAUAAUGAAUUGAAAUAUUUUACAAAGUAAUACUCACUCUUUACUCUUACAAGUUGCAAAAGAGGAAGUAAUUUGGAAAAACGGUCAUCCGCACCUGAAUUGUUCAUAAAGAUAACACUUAAUCAUACUUAUUGCAUAUUCCACAGUUUAGGGAUUCCAAAGAACUCGCUUGUCUGUAUUUUAGUGAAAAAAACCUGUAAAGCAUAACAUUGUAUCUGAAAUUAACUAUAUAGUCUAUAAAAGAAGUUGUCGUGCUUGCACUAGUUAGGCAAAAUAUUUUGAUUACUUAGUAAAUUGCACAAUGUGCCAUGACAAUAAUUCUAGCAAGCAUGCCACCAGUCAUUUUAUAGAAGCAGGUAAUCAAUUGACACUUCUGAGUUUCUUCACUGUCCCACUUUGCUUAAGAGGUUGACAAUUAUGCAUGAGUUUUAUUUCAAACAGGAUCAUGUCCUAAUUGAGCAUUUGUUUCUUGUAAUAAAGAGUUUUUGUCUGGUUUAGGACUCUGUCUUUAAGGUGACAUGUUUUUGUAUUAAAAGGGACAUUCCACAUAAUAAUGACUGCAUCUUACUGCAGUGUUAUUGGUGCAAGAUAGCACUGGAUGCAGACCCUUCUGGUUUUUGUAAAGCCAUUUCCAAAUCAGGGGUCUACCCAUCACCCAAAAGCCAUCCAUUUGUCUGAAGGAAUAAGAAAGUUUCACGGAGAGCUUUAAGUGUCAAUUCAGCGGCAUCAAAAGGGAUAAUGAACAAUGUGUGUGUAACGGCACCCCCAGGCAUAAAAGGGUUCAACCCCCGUUUAGUAGAUCUUCCCUUCCAGAGACACAGGCACAGCUACUGCAGAACAUCAAUCCGCCAAACAGGAAACCAUAUGAAUGCUGUAAACAGCCGAAUAGGAAAAACCAUACGAAUAGGUUUACACUCCUAGCAGUCAAACUGGAACAGCAUACAAUAAAUCCCCCCAUGAACGAGACAAAGCUCCGUGUUGAGGGUCAAAAAAGUGAACAGACAGGGCUGUGGGUUUAUUGUGCUUAUGUACACAUUCUUACACAUUAGUACCACCCACAUAGUUUUGGAACACAACCAAUAAACACAUACAAUACACUCAGACACUCCCACACAAAAUCCUCCCCUCUGCCUGUGAUACAAUUACCUUACACAAUGGGUAAUGUAAUUAUAACAAGCAGAGAAAUACAAUUUUUCAACGUUAUUCAUAACUUGAAAAGUAUGCAUCGCAUUCACAUAAAUCUUACAUUUUCAGAAUCAGCAUACUCCAAACAUAUAUCAAAAUCAUACAAAUUGGUCCAGUGGUUCAAAAGAUAGAUCAUAGUCCUUUGUGACCAAAGGAAGCAUGGCUUUUCUGCCCAAAACCAGUUCCACAGAGUCUUCUAUCCUGGAGAUAAUUGUGAAGUAAUCCAAUUAUCUCCAAGGACAGAGGCAAAACUCCAUUGAACACAUGGCAGCAAAUGACAAUAAAACACACAAAAACAUAUAACUGUGCAGCCAUUGCACAAAACAGGUACAUUCAACAUAUCCCCAGAUAGCUCAGAUCUGAGCGCACAUUAUUUCUGAAUGGCGCUCAGAGCACACACAUACAGCUCAAUUGCCAUGGAGCCAAAGUCUUUCCCAUAGUCUUUCAUUAUACGAAUGGGCUCCAUGGCAUAGCUAUCUGGGGUAUCACCACUCAAACAGGGCAAGCACCAAAUGACCCGGCUUUCAUGUCUUUGCAGGGGAAAAUCAAGCCUUUUAACAUGGGGCCAUAAUCCAAAGGCAACAGGCGAGCAACCAGGCUUCUCCAAUGCAAUGUGGCGAGAUUGCUCUCGUCACAGUGUGUUUCGCCUGCUAACCCUUAAAACUAUUUUGGCCAGAAAAUGUGGAAGUGAAACAUCAACAGAUUGUGCAUUCUAACAUUCCCUUGAGAGUGGUUACUGGAGUACUUGUGAUAUUUCUGUCUGCUUCCUUCGGCCCUUGUGUGGUCGACUUAAGACAGUUUGUUUUUGUAAAAACAACAUAAAACAUUUCUACCUUGUGUUCAUCAAUAAUACAGCAUAUACUAUGAGGAGUAUAUAACGAGGGUUUUAUAAUAAUUAUUUUAAAAGAAAAUACUCAAUUGGGACAAGUAAAUACCUGGGUUAAGGAAACUUUAUAAGAUAACGUUCACCCUAAAAUAAAAAUAAAAAAUCAUUAUCAAACAAACAAUUAGCAAUAAUUGGAGGGGGGAAUACUCCCUAUGCCAGACAGUUAACAGGGAAAAGUGUGAACAGAAACAGAAUGUAAAUGAGAGAUUGAAUUGAACCUCCAGAGAGUCAGGUAAUCAAAGCUGCAGAACAAGCUGAGAAGGUCACUACAGGUCAAAAGGUUGUCUCAAAUUCCAAUUGAGGAGCUUUUUUUGUUGUUUUAGCUGGAGUAGCAAUUUUACAAGGUCGCUUUUGAGUCCCUGUCACUGAAGUGGGAGCCAUGGGUGGUUAAAGGGACACUCCAGGCACCCAGACUUCUGCCCAUUGGAGUGGUCUGGGUGCCAACUCCCACUACCCUUAACCCUGCAAGUGUAAUUAUUGCAGUUUUUUAUAAACUGCAAUAAUUACAUUGGAGGGUUAACUCCACUUCUAGACAGCCACUAGAGGGCAUUUCCGUGUCCCUAGCACAGGAAACCUGUGCUAGAGCGUCGCUGGACGUCCUCACACUGUGUGAGGACCUCCAGCGUCGCUCAUUUUCCCAUAGGAAAGCAUUGAAAAGCAUUUUUCCUAUGGGGAGCUCUAAUGCGCAUGCGCAUUAGGUCUCCCCGGACUGUGGGCGGGAUCAGUCUCACCCACUGGCCGACGCAAUCACUGGGAGGAGCAGCGGAAGAAGCAGCGAUGUGGGACAUGUCGCUGCCUCUGAUAAGUGACCUGAAGGGGUUUUCACCCCUUCAGCAACCAGGGAUUGGGAGGUGGAAGGGAGAGGGGACCUGCAGUAAUCCGUUUUCCUGGCACUGGAGUUUCCCUUUAAGGCAAUCCCAAAGCCAAUCCAUUAAACAGUUUUUAAUGGAUCUCUGGCAUGUUUGUAUCAUAAGUCCAUAUUGUCACAUCAUUUACAGUCAAGUCCGCUGCAUGUUUUCCUGGUGUCAAUGACACAGAGCACUGUCCAUCUGAGGCCUUUAUUAGCAUUGUUAGCAAACAUAAAAUGAGUGCCCUUACUACUGCAUCAUAUAUGGUCCUGCAAACUUGCACAUUCUUGGCAUGCAGGAAUGACACUGGCCAGUAGCUGUGGUCCACAUACUCUACCAGAAUGCAGAUCUACCAAGGAUAGGCAACCCUUGGCACUCCAGAUGUUGUGGACUACAUCCCCCCAUAAUAGCAAAGCAUCAUGGGAGGUGUAGUCCAAAACAUCUGGAGUGCCAAAAAUUGCCUAUAAAAAGAAAAAAAGGUGCGCUUUGUCUUUAAAUAUAGACUCAAAUAUUUAAAUGCCAAUGAAUUAUUGCAUGGGUGUGGAAUAUAAUCCCAAUUAACCAAUUUUGUGCAAAAUAGCAAUUAUGUGCAAUCCAACAAGAAAAAGUGCAAAUACAACAAUUUCUAUGGUGUUUUGGUGUUAUAUGGAUACAAAACCACUUACAUAAAUUCAAUUUUCAAUGCAUAUAGCUGUAUCUCUUCCACAGAAAUGUAUAAGGAAAGAGAAAAAAAUAUAUAUAGUGUGAUACCGUUAUAUACACAAACAGUAACAAGGUGAAUAUUAAAAUCCCACUCACAAUUGGAGAGCAGACCAGCCUGCUCUAUCAGCGUGUGUAUCAGCAAGGGAACAAGAAUGCAGCAGCAAGUGACUUUCCAAAAUCGUCUAUUAAUCAGCCAGGAUUUAUUGAUCACAAGUCACAAACAUUGCCUUUGCCUGCGAAUCGUUUCCUCACACUGAUGAAGGUGCCAUGGUGUUGUUUCUUGUACUCCCAACAACGUAUCCUAUGUUUUUGGUAUUUGACCUAGCUUCGGCAUAUGUUCUACAUUUUUUUAUAUUUGUUUAAACUUAUAUCUGCAAAGGGUUUAUCCUAAGGCUCACAAUCUCCAUGUUGGGUAUGUUCAUGUUUGGUUUGUCGAUUAGUAGAUUCAUAUGUUAAAAGUACUGAUCCGUAGUUUCCGCUGAGGCUUGUUUCUCCUUUAAUCUCCAGUAUCUCCCCUCCACACUAAUUUGUUCUUCCUGAAGAAAUUGUACCUCGGUGGUGAAUGGAGGUCAGUCAGCAGUUUAAGAUCUCCUUAAACCAGGAACAAAUAAUCCUUAUCUUUGGCUGCAGGCUUUUGUGAAAUUAACCUUGCUCUACUGAAUGUAUCUAGUUAAUAUUACUCGCAGUGAGUGGAAAAGUCUUCUGCUAGCAGCGCAAUAUUAUGUUUUGAGUCUCGAUGUAGCCUUGUGAGCUGGUUAGAGAUAACCCUGCAAACUAGAGGUUUAUCCAACCUCUGCUUCUAGAACUUUUAUUCCCCAUGGUUGGAAAGGCCACCAUAACUGAUACUUGUGUUGAAAUUUUGCUUACUAUUCUGGAAGUGGCACUUCUUCGUAUAUCCAAGCAAUAAGCCACUGAUCAUCUUGCCAACCUCCCCCUCGCUAGCUCUGAGUAAAUGUCCCCAAUAAACUAACCACUAUGUUUGUACAUACACACUUUAAGAUGAGGUUGAGGAUUACAAAAGAGGCAACUAUCUCUUACUGUGCAAACCACUCUUCUAGAAGAUUCAGUAUUGCAAUCUCUACAUAUCAAAAUAUGUACCACCCCUCUUUGUCAGAUACACUUAUAGGAGCAUUGUAUAACUUGUUGAAAAACAAAACAAAAAACUCAAAUCAUUAUGUAGUAUCAUGUCAUAAGGGCAUUAGUUGGUAGGGUUAUCUAGAGAGGUGUGAUUUAUAGAAUCCAUUAAAAGAACAAAAAACAGUGGUACAUAUCAACUCUGUAUACAUAGAUUGUGCGGAACCUCAUUUCAUGAAAGAAAUAAAAACAAACAAUAUAACAACCCUACUAUUUCUAAACAGUCUCCAUUGUUUCUGAUUUAUCAACAGAGAUUAAUGCUCAUGUUUGCGAGACAUCUAGUAAAACGGGAAAAAGUGUAGGUGAGUACACGUCUCUUUAUCUUUAGAAGAAUAAUCAAUUGCAUAUCAGUAAACCGCGUGCAUGUUCAUGUUUUGUCAAAUUGUCAAAUUGCAGGGACACACAGUCUGUUCAGUUUAUGGAUGCCUGAUCCACUAUAUGUUUCCAAGCACUGCCUCUAUACUGAUGGGAUGCACAUGAACACUGCUACCCCAUUGUACAUCUUAUAUGUCACCAGAGAAAUAUUAACUGUAGAAGAAAGCAUUUUCCGCGUAGUGCCCGUCAGUAUGUAGACAUAAUUUGCAUCCAGGAAAACAAUUGGGAAUUUGUAAAUACAACCUACUCAUGUAAAGAUAUCUUUUAGAAUCUUUCCAGUUCCAAUUUUUAUAUAUAACUGGUUUUUAUUGAGUUAUCAUAGAAAAUACAGGCUAAACAAUAAUAUAGCGUGUUCUCACAGACAGACAGUUGUGGGUCUCCAGCAAGUCAGUAUUAACGUGGACCACGCAGGGUUCCCAUGCAUUGUGCCUUUGAUUAUGCAAAACAGGUGUGACCAGUUACAAUUUUUUAAAAUCAUAAACAGUAGAAUCAUGUGAUUUCUGACAUUAUUUUAGAGCAGGGAAGGGCAACCUUCGACGCUCCAGAUGUUGUGGACUACAUCCCCCAUAAUGCUCUUACACCCAUAAUGCUGGUAAAGCAUCAUGGGAGGUGUAGUCCAAAACAUCUGAGGUGCCGAAGGUUGUCUGUGCCAUUUUUACAGGGUCACAGUGGUCCGCCACUGUAGAACAUUCCCUAGAUAUGCACCUGGUUAAUCAGUUUGUUUAACCCAUAUGUAAAAGUACAAUUACACCAGUCUACAGAAAAGUCACACUUUGUAUUGCCACACUAACGGUUAGCGGUUAUCCUUCACACUUGUUAGCUAACUAGACCAUGGGUCGUCAACCUGGACCCUACCGCCCACUAGUGGGCAUUUCAGGAUUCCAGGUGAGCGGUAGGGAUUUUCUAAUUUUGAUGGGUGGCCCAUGCUGUCAGGGCCACCCGAUGGAUGUGGAUUGUGAGGGGGCCCGGUCAGCUUUAACAGCGCGACCGGGCCCCCUGUGAUUACAUCACAGAGCUGAGAGGAAGUGACUGCACGUCACUCCUCCCAGCUAACACACAGACCGCGCGGGAGGAAGGAGGAGGGAGUCAGAGUAGGAACUCUGACUCCCAUCCACCUGAGCCACCACUGGACCCCAGGGAAAGUCACCCUCCUGCACCUAAAAGGUAGGAAACAGGACGGUGACUAAAAUAUUUUGUAUGUGUUUGUUUGUGUAUGUGUCUUUGUAUGUGUGUCUUGUGUGUGUCUGUAUGUGUGUGUCUGUAUAUAUGUGUGUCUAUCUGUAUAUGUGUGUAUGUAUGUGCGUCUUGUCUUUGUAUGUAUUGUGUGUGUGUAUGUGUCUUUGUAUGUAUGUGUGUGUCUGUAUGCAUGUCUGUGUGUGUGUGUGUGUGUCUGUAUGUAUGUUUGCCUGCCUGUUUGUAUGUGUCUUGUGUCUGUAUGUGUGCCUGUCUGUCUGUAUGUGUGUGUGUCUGUAUGUGUGCCUGUCUGUUAUAGUGGGCUAUAGUAAGUAAUAGUAAGUGGGAUACCUCGCUCAGCCUUCCUAUUGGGCAUUGCUAUAAAGAAGGUUAAAACAUUUUUUUUAAAAGGUGGGGAGGGAAAUUGAGGAGGGAGAGGAGGGGAGCUGACACACAGAUGAGAAAUCAUAUUAUGCGCAAACAGAGAAGUCGUCUGAAUAUCACCGAAAGAGGAGACCUUCGUUUGUUCCUUACAAAAAUCGAACCAGAUAUCAAAUAUUUAGUCUUGCAGCAUCAACCUCAAGGAUCUCAUUAAUCACUAGUAAAGGUAAUUUCAAUUUACUUUAUUGUUUUCUCGUUAAACUUUAUAAAGUUAAAACAUUAUAAACAUGCAUUAAGUAGAAAUAAAAAGAUAAAUGUACGCACAUUUAUUUUUUUUAAAACAUCCUCCUUUCUAAAAAAUAUUCCGCACUUGAGCGAAAACUGGUGGGCGGUAAGGAAAUUUUUUCAACGAAAAAGAUGCAUUUGUGGGUGAUAGGUAGAAAAGGGUGGACUACCACUGAACUAGACUGUAUGCUCAUUAUCAACCUAUUGUUCCUGUUACAGUUUGUAACCAUUUGAUUUAUUGUUAAAGUACCUCCUUUAUAAUAAUAUUCUAAGGCACUGCAGAAUAAGUUGCCACUAUGGAAAAGCCAAUAAUAAAUAAAAUCAGAUACAUUAGAUAGGUACAUAUCUGGAAUGCUACAGUUACUUCUAUUGUGUGUUAAUGGUCUGGUAGUUUUGAAGGCCUGUGUCUAGCCCCAGACAGCAGUUUAUUGCAGAAGAAAAGUGCUACGUGCUGUAUGUAGGUUUAUACCCCUUUUACACUCAGUGGAUUAUGUUUGUUCUUUAUAAUUAAUAAUGAAUGUUGCCAUUGCACAUAAAGGACCACUAUAGGCACCCAGACCACUUCAGCUUAAUGAAGUGGUCUGGGUGCCAGGUCCCCCUAGUUUUAUCCUUGCAGAUGAAAUCAUAGCAGUUUCAGAAACAUUGCUAUGUUUACAUUGCAGGGUUAAUCCAGCCUCUAGUGGCUGUCUCCCUGACAGCCACUAGAGGUGCUUCCAUGAUUUACACAGAUUAAUCGCACUUAUUUGAUGCUGGACAUUCUGUGUGUGUGUGUCUCAUUAGUGUUACAAGGUCUCAGGUGUGAAUGGGGAGUAGGUGUGUUAAAUUUGGUGUUAUCACUCUCACACUCUCUCAUACUGGUCACUGGAAGUACAACAUGGCACCUCAUGGCAAAGAACUCUCUGAGGAUCUGAAAAAACAAAUUGCUGCUCUACAUAAAAAUGGCGUAGGCUAUAAGAAGAUUGCCAAGACCCUGAAACUGCAGCAUGGUGGGCAAGACCAUACAGCGGUUUCACAGGACAGGUUCCACUCAGAACAGGCCUCGCCAUGGUCAACCAAAGAAGUUGAGUGCACGUGCUCAGUGCCAAAAAAGAUUGCCAUAGUAAAGCAUUGAGUACUGCUUUCCUAUGGGCGGGUUUGAAUGCGGGCGUGCGCCUUUGGCCGCGCAUGGGCAUUCGGCUCCACUCGGAAGCUGACGUAGAUGGAGGAGGAGAGAUCACCAGCGCCGAAUUAAGGUAAGCAAAGAAAGGUUCUGUUGAAACACAGUGUAAGAUUCUUAAAAGGGGACCUGAGGAACUGCCAGAAGAUCAGCAUCAAAAAGCCAUGUCUAACACUGGCACUAACAUCACAAUAAACCAAAUAUGAACCUUACUUAAUCCACAUUAAGGGAUUGUGCUAGACCACGGGCUAGCACAGUCCUAACAAAUGGGUCCAGAGACUCCAAUAGCUUCAGGCACAUUUAUAAGUAAAAAAGGAACACUGCAACGUUUCGACCCACAAUUGGGUCUUUGUCAAUCAUCAGAUAAAAAAUGUGUGUGUGUGUGUGUGUGUAUGUAUGUAUGUAUGUACACACACGCACACACUAAUCGGCCACAAAAUUAAAACCAGACAGGUGAAGUGAAUAACAUUGAUUAUAUUGUUACAAUGGCACCUGUCAAUGGGUGCGAUAUAUUAGGAAGCAAGUGAACAGUCAGUUAUUAAAUUUCAUGUUUUUUAAACAGCAAAAAUUGGCUAACGAAAAGAUCUGAGAGACUUUGACAAGGGCCAAAUAGUGAUGGCUAAAUGACUGGGUCAGAACAUCUCCAAAACUGCAAGCCUAAUUGUGUGUUCGCAGUAUGUAGUAGUUAGUACCUACCAAAAGUGGAACAAGGAAGGACAACCAGUUAACUGACAUCAGAGUCAUGGGUGCCCAAGGCUCAUUGGUACUCGUGGGGAGUGAAGGCUAGCCCGUUUGGAUUGAUUAAAUACCAUUGUGCAGGUAAUUUGGUAAUAGGCUAAAUGUUCAGAGAUCACCUAUAAAUGUCUCACAUUAGACCAAAAUUGGAGCCUUCCAAAUAGACUUAUCUUUCUCUCAAAAUAAAGCUUUGAUUGACAGGUCUGGUGGGCAGAGCUACAAGCGCUGUUUUAGAGAGCCAGGAAUUACACUUCUUGUGUCACAUACCUGCUUAUACCAACAUGCUGAUAUGUUCCUGCUGACAUUGAGGGACCUGCUGGUACUCAGAAUAUUUUUUUAGGUAGUUCUGCAUGUGUAAACAGAUCUUUAGAUCCUAAUUUCUAUCAUUAAUGAGUUUUGGUUAAACUGUACAGGAAAAAUAAAAUAAUCUAAAUGCUCAAGAACAUAUCAAUGAUACAUUGGUUCCCUUGUUGUACAAAGCAAUGUGUAAAAUUGACUUGCUAACUCUUCCUCAAUUAAAUACAGUGUUUUUGUUUCAGAUGAACUGUUCCAGAAGGUUGCUGAAGACUUUGUUAACUACAACAACAUUCAGACUGAAACAGGUGAAUGAGCAGAAAUAAAUUACUGGUCUGCUGCUCUGCAUACUCAUAUCCCUCAAGGUUAAAAUGUUAUAGUUAGAGGACAGUCUGUCCGUGGCAUGCUGUGACCUCUCUGUAUGAAUCUUUCUAUGUGUAUUUAUACAUGUCUACAUAGGGAAUCAUAAUCCAGAGAAGGUCCAUUUUCUCUAAUGCAAAACCAUAUCAAUUGACGUAAUGCCAAACUGCAAGCUAUUGUAUAGAUAGAUAAUUUUUUUGUUUUUUCUGUUUUGCGUGUGUGACCCCCUAUGUACUAUUAAGUAUUCUUAAAGUAUUGCAUUAUGGGUAUUUGUGUAAUUCACACACCAGUAAAGUAGCCAUAGAGAUUGUGAAUUUUUAGAUCAAAAUCUCUCAUCACUUAUGUGAUAGACUAUUUCUACUGACCCCUGGGAAAAUACAGCUUGGCACAGCGCUAUGAGGUCAGACAGAUACAAAAGUCUGUUAGGCAGUUACCUAUUUAAGGUAUCCUACCUCUUUACCCAUGGAUCACUAUCUUCUCGAACAUCAGUAUAUCCCACGUAUGGCAAUCAAACUUCAUGUAUUAUUUGUGUAGUUAUCCAGCAACCAUAAAUAAAUACUGCACAGAAUUUGUCGGGUAAAGAAUGAAGAAGUGAUUGAAGAAAGAAGAUAUAUAUAAAAAAUAAAAUAAAAAUAAAAAUGCACAGCUAAAUUAUGACCAAUAAAGCAUGAUUGCUGAAGUGCUUUAUGUUUGAAGAAUGUGUCCUCUUGUUAAAUUUAAAAUUGCGGAUUUCAGUAGUUACCGUUAAACCUUCCUUCCCUGGCUAUCAAUCAGACAACUGGUCCUCUUACUUCCUGCAUGUUAAGUUCAGUGGAGCUAACCUCAAAAGGCCCAAACACUUGCCUUGCAAAGUUUACUUAUUGAACUGCAUUGGAAUGUCUGAUUGGACAGCCUUAUAAGGUCUGGGCUGGGUUUGGACAGGAGGGCUUGCAAAGGCUUCAGACAAAAGAAAUGCAGCUUUUGCAAACUGGUUUAUGACAAAACUCACAAUGACAAAAUGCCCAAUUAAAUGCAUGCAUGUGUUCAUUGGGGUAAAUCCACUAAAAAUGAUUUAUUUUGUAUUUCAGCAGUGUAGUGUCCCUUUAAGUACAGAAAUGGACUCUGAUGAGGCCAAGAGAUUUAUAUGUAUGUGGGAAGGAUUGUGGUCUGAUAUACCAUGGGUGUAAUAAGAGACUGUAGGAGCUGUGAAUAAAUCUACAUACAGAGCAAAAACGUGUUAACGUGGAGAUAUUCUGUGUGUAAAGCUGCAAGUUGGUGUUUGUAUGUGUAUAUAUAAUCUCGGACAUUUUCCAUUUCUCGUCAUUACUUUGCCAAUGAUUAAACAUUAGACCUAUUUUGUUUUUUUCUUCUCAGAGGCAAAAGGGGUGGAACUGGGUCUGAAGAAAAAUGCCACCUCCUACCCCUGCUGCAGCCAGUAACAAGGAACCCUGCUAAAUUGCCAAGACAUCUGUGUAGUCCUCUCAGACUAAUUUCGUUUUAAACACGUUUUACACGUCUUACAAAGUUGUGGACUUUUGCCCCAUUGGCUGCGAGACAUCAUCAUUCUCAUGUCAGUAUAUGGAGAGGUGCUCCCCAUAAAAGCUACUGCAGCGUUUAAGGCUUGUAAUGCAACGUAGAAGGAAGAAGUACAGAUUUGUAUCUACAUUUAGAUUUAUACAGGAACUAUGACCAUGAAUGGUUGUUAAAGUUUGAUCUUUGCUUAUUUUUUUGUGAUGUAAUUUACAAAAUAAAAUGUAUAGCGAUGAAAACACUACAUUCACGCAUCAUACUGGAAGCUCCAAGGAUACAGACUCCCCAGAAAGACAUUUUUUACCCAUUACACCUUCACACAAAUUAUGUGAUUAUAUUCACAAUUAGGCACAGUGAGGAUUUUAAAAAUAUUCCUGAAAAUCUUAUACAUUUACAAGAAACAAACAUGAUUCAGUUGGCAGAGGCAGUUGGAAUACUGCAAAUGUGUUCACCUGCAACUCCCAUGAUGCUCAGCUACUUAUGUAGAAAAGUAUCAUG
Pelobates cultripes (western spadefoot toad) is the source of this 25153-nucleotide messenger RNA. Lineage: Eukaryota; Metazoa; Chordata; Amphibia; Anura; Pelobatidae. The record is from the annotation of a GenBank genome assembly.